Rana temporaria (common frog) is the source of this 2426-nucleotide messenger RNA. RefSeq names its product zinc finger protein 436-like. Gene Ontology annotation, molecular function: DNA-binding transcription factor activity, RNA polymerase II-specific; RNA polymerase II cis-regulatory region sequence-specific DNA binding. Lineage: Eukaryota; Metazoa; Chordata; Amphibia; Anura; Ranidae. Gene Ontology annotation, biological process: regulation of transcription by RNA polymerase II. The coding region runs from base 115 to 1866 and encodes 583 amino acids. The transcript has 4 exons. The record is from RefSeq and is a predicted model, not a curated record.
AAGUGCUAAGUGCCAUAUGAGGUCUGAAAAUGAAAGUGAAAGCUAUUGGAAGCCGUCUCAUCUACAUGUUUAUUUUACUCUAAAGUAGAGUCGUUGUUCUAUAAGACACCAAGAAUGGAGGAUGGAGAGAAUCACAAGACCCAGAAGAUAUUAAACCUCACCCUGGAGAUCAUCUACCUGCUGACUGGAGAGGAUUAUAUCGUCAUCAAGAAGACACUGGAGACAAAUAUGGCGCCCAACUGCCUCGCCCUUGUCCCAGGAGGAUGGAACAGAAGCCAAGGUCUCAUAAUGGAGCCUCCACCUCACUGUCUUGCAUUGGAAAGAGAUAAUGACAAGAAGAUUCUAGAAGUCACCCAGAAGAUCAUUGAGCUGCUGACAGGAGAGGCACAGAGCCAUGGAGAAGAACAUGGGGACCGUAAGAAGGAUUUUGUAAUGGAGUGCUGGAAGGCCCCCAAGUCUCCAGAUUCCCUAGGAAGACUCGCCCAUUUCAAUGCACCAUCACUGGACCUUCUGAAAGACCUCAGAACGCUCCACCCCACCGUUGCCAAAUCCUGCUCAGCGCAGGAACUUGAUACGGCACACUCUCCAGAGAAGAACGCACUCUGUAGACCCGUUGACUUCUCCAAAGCAGUGUAUCAUGUUCAAACUACAUCUCCUAAUGUUAAAGGGAAAAUGGCCGUACCAGUAGAAGACACGGACUUAGAUUGUGGGCAUCAGACGUCUCUUGGUGUUAAGGAGUCAGCCUUGUGUAACGAGGAAGGACUAGCUCUACCCACUCACCGCUCAACAUCUGGUCAUGUUAAGGAGGAGCCCUCUUCAUCUGAUGAAGAGAACCUCUCAAACGGGGAAGCCAUAUCUGUUAUAGUUAAGGAGGAACCAGAUUCAGGUGAUGAAGAGCACCUACCAACCGAAGAGCAGUCCCAAACAUGGACAGGAAAAAGUGGCUUGCCUGACCAUAGUAAGUGCUACAUAUGUAACCAGGACCUCUCUCCACAAGAAAUGGUCUAUAUUGCAGGAGAACUCUACCCGUACACCACAUGUGGGACAUGCUUCACAGACAACGCCCAGGUUAUGAUGCACCGGACCACGCACGUGGUCGACAAGUGCUAUUCUUGCUCCGAGUGCGGCAAAUCCUUCGCAAACAACUCACACCUGGUCCGACACCAACGAGUCCACUCUGGUGACAAGCCGUAUUCCUGUCCCGACUGCGGGAGGAGCUUCGCCAACAGCUCCCACCUUGUACGCCACCAGCGGGUCCACACUGGGGACAAGCCUUACUCCUGCCUGCAGUGCGGGCGCUGCUUCUCCAACAACUCCCACCUCGUCAUCCACCAGCGGGUCCACACGGGCGACAAGCCCUACUCCUGCGACGAGUGCGGCAAAAGCUUCGGCACCAAACAGAACAUGGACCGCCACAAGAGGAUCCACACGGGGGAGAAGCCCUUCGCCUGUGCCAUCUGCAAAAGGAGCUUCGCCCAUAAGUCGGCCAUGAUCAAACACGAGCGGAUCCACACAGGGGAGCGGCCGUACACCUGCGGCGAGUGCGGGAAGGGCUUUGUGGCCAAGUCCGAGUUGGUAAAACACGAGAGGACCCACACGGGGGAGAAGCCAUACGAGUGCACCGAGUGCGGGAAACGUUUCAGCCGCAACUACGAACUCGGCCUUCACAAGAAGAUUCACACGGGGGAGAAGCCUCACUGUUGUCCUCAGUGCGGAAAAUGGUUCCUGAGGAAGUACGAGUUCAUCCUUCAUGAGAGGACCCACACAGGGGAGACGCCAUAUUGCUGCUCCAUAUGCGGGAAUGGAUUCAGCCACCGGACUAAUUUCAGCCGCCACUUGAGCACUCACACAUCUUAUAACCCUUAACACAAAGUCUACAUACUUCAUGCCAAAUUUGGCUGCAGUGCAACCUGGUGGUGAAAACCGGAACUGCGACGUGACUAUAUCAAUACGAGCAAUGAUGUAUGUGGACAGUUCCUUGUUCUAUCUGUAGAGGACAGCAGAAUGUUCUGAUAUCGGUAAUAAGGAGAGGACACUAGACUCGUUUUCCUUAAAUCCCUCCCUAAAUAAAUUUAAAGCUACAACGUUUUCGGGUUUUGAAAAGUAGAGUAGGGUUAGAACCCUGUCAGGUUUAUUUUUUUAGCCUAUUGCAGAAAUUAUGCUUUCACUUCUUGUCCUGGAGACACAACAGGAAGUAAAAGGAUAUGUCGCCAAAGGGAGGAGAAAUACCAACAGGUGUCCCCCAAUGGGAGAUUUCUCUUUACUUCCUGUUCUGAUGACGGCUACAACGUUUUAGAUUUUCAUCACUUUUUGUUAUGUCAACACAACAGGAAGUGAGAGCGAAAGCCGACAUAUUUGUGCCUUUUCUUUAUAUCCAUGACUCUACAACAAAGAUUGAAGUCAGGUAAUAAAGGAGGCACCCACAA